AUGAAUAAGAAAGUGUGUGAAAAGUUUAGGAGUAUAUGGGAGUUUUUCCCCGAUAAAUUGAAUAAAGGAGAAUAUGAAUUUAAUGAUCAAAAUUUUUUAAAUGGUUAUUGUGAUAGUAAUAGUUGUGAUAGUGCUUUCGAAAGAAUUAAUGGUGGAUGUUUAUAUCUUUUUAAGCAAAUAUUUGGGACUUCUGAAUUGUUUAAGUCUGUUGCAAAUAGUAACAUCAAUAUUGUUGAGUACAUUUUGAUAUGGUUAAGUUAUAUGUUAAAUCUAAAGGAACAACCAGGAAAUGAUAACAAUCUAAAUUUUUUUUAUAGUACAACUAUAGAUAAUGAUAAGUAUAAAAUUUCUAUUACUGGCGUUGAAAAUGAUUAUAAAAAUUAUAAGGAUCUUAUAGAUAAAAAAAAAUAUUUUUUGGGUAUGGAUAAAAAAAUUAUAUCUAAUUUUUAUGAAGCAUUUAAAUUAUUAUGUGAAAUGUAUGCUGAAUUUGAUGAUAAAUCAUCAUAUUGCGCGAACUGUUCGAAAAAUGCUAGUAAUUUUGUUAAUAAAUAUAAAGAAAUGAAUCAAGAUUCUGUUAUUAAUAGUAAUGAUUACUAUAAACAACUAUUGUCUACUUUAUCAAAUGAUUAUAUUAAUUUUAAAAAUCAUUGUAAUAGUAGUGGUAAUUGUAAAGACUAUCCAGACCUUCCAAAGAUAGAAAACAUGCAAACUUCUGCACAUAUUUCUGAAGAUACAUCAGCAAGUUCAUCGGUAACAAACAAAUUAUUUACAGUUUUAUCGAUAUUUGGUGUAAUAGCAUUUCUUUUAGGAAUUUCUUACAAGUAUUCGCUAUUUGGAUUUCGGAAACGAUUUCAAAAACAAAAAUUAAGAGAAAAGCUAAAAAAUAUAAAGAAGAGAAUGAAUCAUUAA
Plasmodium yoelii is the source of this 909-nucleotide messenger RNA. RefSeq lists its product as uncharacterized. The transcript has 3 exons. Bases 1 to 909 code for a protein of 302 amino acids. The record is from RefSeq and is a predicted model, not a curated record. Lineage: Eukaryota; Apicomplexa; Aconoidasida; Haemosporida; Plasmodiidae.